Molecule: messenger RNA, 579 nt
Organism: Medioppia subpectinata
Lineage: Eukaryota; Metazoa; Arthropoda; Arachnida; Sarcoptiformes; Oppiidae
Source: the annotation of a GenBank genome assembly
UUUUUAUUGGCAAAUGUGGACAAAAUACAAGAGAAAUAUUGGCCACCGAUUUGGGCCAUUCAGACACACGUUCAGACAGCUCUGGCCAACUAUCUUCGCGGCCGACUCCCGGACCUAACAUAUCGACGUAUACAGUAUAUGAUAAAUUGCAAAGAAAAUAUCUGGACGUCAGACGGAGGGCUCAUAUCAAUCGAUUGGUACGAACCCGAGGGUGAAAAGGGUGGCGCCGAACCGGUGGCCAGCAGUUCCAACACAUUCUCUGAUGAGGCCAAACCUAUCGCACUAUUCCUGCCCGGACUCACGGGUGACUCGCAAACAGAAUAUGUUAAGAGUAUGGUUCCGGUGGCCCACGAAGUCGGCUAUAGGUCUGUGGUGUUUAACAACAGAGGCCGCGGAAACAUGAAACUAUUGACGCCUCGGUUCUACUGCGCGGCCAACUAUGAGGACCUGAAGUUAGCCCUCGAACACAUUCGCCGCCAGAAUCCCGACUCGAAAAUAGUGGCCACCGGUAUAUCGUUGGGCGGUAUAGUGUUGGGCCGUUACCUCAUUGACUACGGCGACGCCGCGCUCGUCGACGCC